Messenger RNA from Bemisia tabaci, 4640 nucleotides. It is a transcript of the gene prage, whose product is annotated as RNA exonuclease prage. Gene Ontology annotation, molecular function: nucleic acid binding; protein binding; exonuclease activity. Gene Ontology annotation, cellular component: nucleus. Lineage: Eukaryota; Metazoa; Arthropoda; Insecta; Hemiptera; Aleyrodidae. The record is from RefSeq and is a predicted model, not a curated record.
ACGGCCGCCAGAGCAGUCAGUCUUCAGUCUGUGAUGGAACUCCGUCCGUGAGACUUCGUAUAUCUAUCGUAUAUUCCGUUGCCGGAGAGGAAAAUUUCUCGUCGCGUGUCGAGAGUCGGCUACUCCGCGCUUGAUGCGUGAUUGAAUUAUCUUGAAAAACUCAGCGUGACAUUUAAAGAGGGCGUUUUAAAAAUGUGGCUCGCGACAAUACUAUUUUUACGUUCAUUCAGUGAUGUGUGUCGGUGUGUAUCCCAGUGAAUCUGGUUUCAGCGGUCGCCCAACGCAUUCAGUGAGAAUUAUGACUCGGAUGCAAUUUCGGUCACUGUCCUUUCCCAUAAGUUCCGCCCCUUCGUCCAGUUACCCCUUUUUCCCCGCUUUUUGCUCCCUUUAAACGUCGACAUGUUUCUCGCGGAAAAAACGAAUUUCUCUCCGUCGUCUGUUCUUCAACUGGUUUUUGCAUUUCUUUGUUGUGCGAUCCCUUUGAUUUUCCUCUACAUAUUUCGUGGCAGUACAUCAAAAAAUGGAAAAACCUCUAAAAAGGAAACGCCAGUUAAGACGGUGAAAGAGAAAACCAUCCUAACUAAUACCCCCACCCGCCGAUCCGUCCGAAAAAAACAAACGAAAAAGUGGAAUCACGAUUUUGAUCACACCUGGUUAAUAAGGUCCAUCAAGGGUCACUCUGACUCUGUUCUAAACAUGGAUUUUAGCUCGAACGGAAAGUUUCUGGCUUCAUGUUCUGAAGCCGAUCCAGGCGGAGACGAGAGCGCGACCAGCAGCGGGAGUGAAGGUAACAAAGAGAACACGGGCUACGUAAGCGAGCCGAAGCAGCUGACGAGGCGACAGAGGAAGAACCGCGUCAAGAGCAAGGAUUCGCCGAAAACGGCGAAAGCCUCGCCGAAAGCGGCGCAGACCCGGAGCAAGCAGCCGGUCUCCAAGUACCGCUCCCGGCUCCACUGCGACGAUGACCGCCUCUUCGACAUCAUGCGCAAGUACACGCUCCACCCGGACCAGUUGCUGUCCCUAGGGUUCCCGGUGGAGAGCACCCUCUACCCCGGGCGGGCGAUCUUCUUCAAGCAGCCCAACCUGAGCGGCCCCUCCCUCUCGCCGUCGAGCUUCGACGUCAACGCCUCCGAGUUCGUGCCCAAGAGCCUCAAGCUCAUCCGGGACGACGACAGCAACUACAAGAACAUGGACGACAUGUCGAGCACCCUCCGGAGCAACGCCUCGGAGUUCGUGCCCAGGUCCAUAUUCAAGCGCGGGGAUUUGAGCGAGUGCAAAGAGACUCGGCUUCAGGCCCCGCACCCACACAACGACAGCGAGCGGGAUCGCGAUCGGAGUCCCGUUGUUGUCCCUUCGAAAAUGUUGGAGACGUCGACGGCGACGCCUCGGAGCGACUACUCCAGUGCAGUCCUCAGAUCCAGCGCCGAGAUCGACAGGAAUCGGCUCAGUAGCGCAGCCUCAGAGUUCGUCCCUAGGAGCUGCAGCGAAGCCACCCUCAGCAGCAACGCCAGCGAGUUCGUCCCCCGCGGACUGUACUCCUCCUGCUUCUUGAACAAGAACCAGAGCUACUCCAGAGCGGACGACGAGUCGAAACUAAGCAGCACUGCGUCGGAAUUCGUGCCCAAGUGCAGCUUCUCGAACGUGCUCAAGAACUCGAGCGAGACGGAGAACAUGCUGAACAACGCGUACAGCAUCCGGCGGGCGUUCAACGUCAACAGCGAGGAGAAGAAGUGCGUGAGGUGCGGCAAAGGGUUCUUCGUGACCCCCUCGGGAGAGUACCUGACCGAGGAGCACUGCAUUUACCACUGGGGGAAGCUGUUCCGACCCCUGUCCGGCGGGGAGCCGACGCACUACGCCUGUUGCAACGCUCACAGGGAUUCCAAGGGCUGCUCCACGGGGAAGCUCCACGUGUGGAACGGCAUCCAGGCCGGGGUCAACGGACCCUUCGAGGGCUACGUUCGAACGAGGCCCUCGAAAAGCGGGACGCCCAACAAGAACCGCGGUCUCUACGCCCUCGACUGCGAGAUGUGCUACACAAUCAAAGGUCUGGAGUUGACGAAAGUGACACUGGUCAACUCGAACGGGCACAGGGUCUACGAUUGUCUAGUUAGACCGCAAAAUCACAUUAUCGACUACAAUACGAGGUAUUCGGGCCUCACGGAGAAGGAUUUCACCCGGAAGAAUAUCGUCGUGAAACCGUUGAAAAAAGUUCAGAAAGAUCUGUUAAAUAUCAUCAACGCCGAGUCCAUUCUCAUCGGGCACUCCUUAGAUAAUGACUUAAGAGCUUUAAGAAUAAUUCACUCGAGAAUUAUCGACACGUCAAUUGUUUUUCCUCACGCCUUCGGUCUCCCUUUCCGGAGAUCGCUCAAGUCAUUAGUCAAAAUCUACUUGAAACAGAACAUUCAAAACGAGGAAUCUGGUCAUGACAGUUUCGAGGAUGCAAGGUCGUGUAUAGAUUUAAUUUUAUACAAAAUUCGCUGUGAUUUCGGUUCACUUUCCGAGCCCUCCCCUUGAGCCCGUUUGCUCCGCACCCGACCUCUUCAGGGACGCUGAUUUUUUCAUUCGCGGUUGUGGUCAGGUCGUCCGAUGAGGGAAAAAUAACUACGCUGCAUCCGUCGAGUGAUGGUGGGCAAUUUUCUCACGCAUCAUUCCAGCAAAUCUCAUCUUCCGUCGUUAAAUUCAAGGUUUUGAAGCCUGGUCGCAACUCGAAACAUCCAUGUAUUUAUAUUGUGUUCAUAUAAGUUUCAUCGAUUCUAUUCCCAUCUUCUCUAUUCCUGCCAAUCGUUCACCAACUGUCGUCUUGCAAAACUGAUACGGUGUAAAAUGGAUGAUAUAGCUGUAAACAUUUUAUCGAUUUUAUUUUUCCCUCACUAUGUAAGUUAUGUUACUUUUCGAUUCAAGAUAUUUUUCCUCAAUUUUUCUCUCCUGUCGUUAAUUAUCUGCUAAUUUCAAGAAAAACAGUCAAGAUUACUUUACAAAACACGACACGAUGAUAAAAAUCUGAACACCCUAAGUGAUUGAUGACUGAUUGGGAAAAUGAAAACCUGGAACGAUAUUUAAUCUUAACUGUGUGUCAUAGACUCUCGUCGAAGACCCCAAUUUUUUCUUACGUUUCAGCUCAUUUGUGUACAUACGGUUUAGUACUUUUAGUUUAUCCUUUGUUUAAAUAAUCAUUUUAACAUUAUCGUAGAAAACAUCACAUACCAUGCUUGAUGAAUGAUUAGGUGUGGCCCCAAAUGACGAUUAUUUUUAUUGACAAUUGAUUGAUUUUAUCUGAUUAAUUUUUUUUUCAACAUUACUGACAAAGACGAUGUGAAAUGAAAAGAAAAUGCAUUUUUAUAGUUGCCGACGAUUCAAUAUGCUUAUACAACUACCAAUGAUGUAAUGUAUAUGCUGAACAUUAAUAGACAUAAAGCGUAAAGCUUUAGUAGUUGGAUAUUCUUAUAAGACACCGAGUGGUGACAGGACAUUCAAAAAGACCUCAAUAUUUGUAUUAGUGAAAAAGUGUAUCUAAAUCUAAUUUAAGCUAAUAAUUUCUAUCCUAGCUUUUAUUUUUGUCCUUUAAAUACUUGAGUGAAUGUAUCAGUUUUGCAAAACAUUUUCAAUUAUCUUAGAUGAACUAUGAGGGGACUUGUAUCCUUAAAUUUUCCUAAAUUCCGUACGUGUGUGAACAAAGAGGGCCCAGCCAGGAGUCACUCAAGCACUUUUCAUUACAAUAAAGCAUGAGAUUAAGUUAAACCUAGCAGCAUGCUUUACAUAGGGUAAAGAUGUUCAUUCCAUUUCUACGUGCACUCGUGUUUGUGCCCUUAUGAUAAGAUCAUUUUUGGCAAAUCUUUUUGAAAAUCAAAAUUCCCUCCUGAUCAGCAGUCAAAAACAUUGGCAGGAAAAUGAAGAUUAUAUGAAAGCUUUCAUUAUUACAAUCAUAAAUUUUCUCUACUUUACUUAAGAAUUUACCCCUUAAUAAUUUACAAUAUGCAAAAGAACUUUCAGAGGAUUUUUAAAGAAAAAAGUGUAUGGUGCACGAAAGAUUUCUAAUUUUUGAUUUGAGAAAGAAAAUUAGAAAAAGGAGAGCGAGUGAAAAGUUUGUGAUCUCUACUUAUACCUUCGUACUUUUUUUUCCUUUUUGUAUUCUUUCAUUUUGAUUUAUUUAUUUUUCAACGUUGUUUUUUUUAUCUUUUUUCUAGUUUUAAGACGAUAUUCGUAAAAGUUGUUUUAUUGUGAUAAUUUCCUUCAAUUUAAAUUUUUUAGUGAAUGAUUCCCAGCUUGAAGAGAAUUUGAAGAAAUCUCCGAGUCAUUGGGUAUCAUGAUUUUUUACACCACGUUUAAGUGGCAAACAUGAAUAAAUACAUAAACAUUUUAUUGUUAACGUAUCAAAAACCUAAAAAAUAAUUAUAAAAAAAGUAUAAAAUAAAAAAGUCAUUCUCGCUCUAGGCAGCAUUGCUUGAAACUAAAAGGGGGAAACUAUCAAUGAACACAUUAUAAUUUUCUACAUGUUUUAACAGAUCUGAAUAAUUUAAAAGAAACACUAGGAGGGGAAUGUAUUCAUUGUUCAAUUUGUUUUGACUGUAUCCUACCUAUUACGUUAAAGAAGGGGGAAAAACGAGAAUUAAAAAAAUGAAGAUAAACCCAGAAAAUCUGAA